Molecule: messenger RNA, 2955 nt
Organism: Anopheles coluzzii
Lineage: Eukaryota; Metazoa; Arthropoda; Insecta; Diptera; Culicidae
Exons: 6
Coding region: 876-2678 (600 amino acids)
Source: RefSeq, a predicted model, not a curated record
AGAAGAAACGCGCUGCAGUAAGAGCGCGCAUUGACCAACACAAAAACUAUACUUUCACGAGCAGUCUGUGAUGUGUGCAUCUUCUUUCAACGAGCUCAACGACCUUGUGCCUCUUGCCAAAACUUACUGAGCUUGCUGUCUCGUUUACUCUACAUCAUCGAGCCAUCACUCCGUGUGCUCCCAUGCAAUGCGUGUACAAAACUACCAGUGCAACUCGAAGCUUCGCUGCUGAUGGUUCUGCGCGUUUUGUUCUAGGUCCCGCUCGCCGGUGAUACGCAUUUCGUUCUUAGUCCCGAGCACCGGUUUUAUUUGGUGAAGUGUGAAAGUGAACAAACAGUGUACUCAUGCGCAUAUGCAUUGCGUUCAUCAACAUAAAAGGAUACAUCUAUGCACAGGGCAUCUAUGUUGUUGCUGGAAAGAUGCAACACAAAUUACCACCAAGUUUGCCAAAGCCCUAACGGAAGUGUUAAUUUUUGUGAACCAAGUUAACAAGUGCAUAAACAUAGCAUUUUGGUUAAGUUACUGUUCAUCCUUCUGUAAUUGUCUACGCCAUGGCAAAAAUAAGUGGAAAAUUAUAUCGUCAACGGGAUAAAUUGUUAGAACAACUUUCUGCUGAAUAUGACGCUGAAGCAGGACCCAGCAGAGUGUUUUCAUCAUCAAUUGAUAAUACCUCGCAAACUGGUCGUGUAAGUUCAUUAUUUGAGUCCCAUCUCCCGGAUUCAGAACAUCCGGGCAGAGAAGAUCCGGCCAUCAUCUUCCCGGAUAGAUAUGGCAAAAGAAGGUAUCUCGAAAAUUUAAACGAGGAUACAUUUUCCAACGAGGGUUAUUUUAUUGCGCUAUCUUAAGAUAGUGAAACCGAUGAAAACGAUGUAAAUAUGGAAACUGUGGACACCAAUAAGUCUAAAAAAUAUCACAAUUGUGAAAAUCAUGAGAAUGUCAAAGAUUGCUUGAGACAUUUUGCCAUCACCCGAAAUCUGCCACGAGAUACGGUUAAUGAGAUGUUGGAAAUUUUGAGAAGUAACACCAAUAUGGACCUUCCGAAAGACUGUCAAACCCUUCUUAAAACGUACGCUAAUAUUGGAAAAGAGAUGCAAACUAUACAAGGUGGGGAGUUUUGGUAUAAAGGCAUCGAGAAAUCGUUGCAAAAUUAUUUCAAAUCUUCUACUCCAUGCGCAGAGCAAUUUACGAUCCAGUUCUCUGUUGACGGCCUUCCCCUGCAUAAAAGUGGACGAAUGCAAGUUUGGCCCAUUUUAAUGAAAGUGGAAGAGGUAAAAAAUGCACCAAUAAUGAUGGUUGCUGCAUUUUGUGGUACCGAAAAACCGGGAAGUGUUGAAGAAUACUUACGUCAACUUGUGGAGGAAGCAAACAAACUUUAUCUUAAUGGAGUUCACAUAGGAGAUAAAACAAUCAAAUUUCAAAUCCGAGCUUUUAUAGCAGAUUUUCCUGCAAGAGCAUUUAUAAAGUCAACAUGCUAUUUUAAUGCUGUACAUGGAUGCUUAAGAUGCACUUGCGUUGGUGUGUACCAUCCCACUGGUCAUAAGGAGGUGUUCGAUUGUGUCGGGGCUCCAGUACGAACCGAUGAUAGAUUCCGAGAUAGGGAAUGCAUUCCACACCAUCAGCCUUUGCGAUCGCCUCUAGAAGAUCUGUUGAAUUUUGAUAUGAUUGAACACGUUUCUACGAGUGACCGUUUGCAUUUGAUUGAUCUUGGUGUAACUGGAAAAAUUAUCUGUGGAAUAUGGAUCGGAAAGUUUGUAUCCCUUUCUAGAUUGUCUGAUGCUCAGAAGGAGUUUGCAACGAAUUUUUUUACUGCGUUGCAGCUUCCCUCAGAAAACAAUAGGAAAAUUCACGAUCCGUAUUAUAUGCACAAAUGGAAGGGCACGCAGUUUAGAACAUUUUUGCAUUAUUGCAGCGUUAUAGUUAUGAAAGAACUUGUACCUGAAAGGGUAUACAAUCAUUAUUUACUUUAUUUUUGCGGGAUUACUAUAUUUUCAACAAAAUUCCAUCGCAAGCAUUGGAAAACUGCAGAGGUGUUCUUAAAUGUUUUUGUCCGUAACUUUGGCGCAAUAUAUGGUAGUGAACAUGUUACAAGCAAUGUUCAUAACCUUCAACAUAUUGCUAAAGAUGUUGAAAAUUUAGGACCAUUGGAUAAUUUUUCAAGCUAUGAUUUUGAAAACUAUCUUGGCAUUUUAAAACGCUCUGUACGUUCCGGAUUUAAAUGCGGUGUACAAAUUGCUGCUCGGUCUGAGGCACGUGCUAAUGUGCAUUCGCCCAAUCAUUCCGAUUGUCAAUAUCCUCGGAUAGUAUACAAUGGGAAUGGGAUUCAAUUAACUGCCAACUUUUUGUUGAGAGCGUCAACAAGAGAUGAAUGGUUUUUAACCAAACGUAACGAAGUCGUCAAAUUUAUGAAACUUAAUACUAAUCCCUCGUUGGUCGUUGUUGGAAACCGAUAUGAGUAUGUAACUGAUGUUUUCCAUAUACGUCUUAUUGAAAACGAUGAGGAGAUCGAAUUAUCAUCUGCAGAUAUCUACAUCUACGAGGCUGACGAUUGUAUACCUACAGCAGUAGAAGAAUUCUCUUUGCACCAUAUAAGAUGUAAGCUGAUAGCUGUGACUUCCCCGGCAAACCCUGGAUUAAAGCAGUUUGUCCCUCUUUUGCAUACUUUUGUUAUUGACAGUUGAAAAUAUAAUAAAGAUGAUGAAAAACUUAGAAAAAAGAUUGAAUAUUGAUAAUUCAUAUAGUUCUGUGUUUAUUUUGACGUGUGUUGGCAAUGAAAAAAUAGAAACACACUUAUUUUUAUAAUAUUUCCCUAGUAUUUACCCACCCGCUCAUUCACCUACGAUUAAUUACAACGCGUGUAUGGUUUUAUACAGUAUCCCUUUCUAACAUUUUUAUAGUUUUUAUAAUUACUAUGAGCGUUUUUUAAUUUUUUCUUCAUAAAUUCUUCAACUUCGGCAU